CAUAAGUCAGAAUCGUAAUCGUUUGAUCAAGGAUUCCCAUGCGAGUGACUCACCGCACAGAUAGAAACAAGGGGAAACGAAACUAGUCCCGAGUUUGAUUAGGAAAAAGAAAAAGAAAAAGAAAAUCUCGUCUUUAUAUUUAAAAUCCCCUCGUAUGCAUCGGACAGUAUUUAUUACGCCCUAAUCUCUCCCUAUAGAAGAGGAAUAAGAAAACAAACGACGCCCUAGAUACAUCGUUAAAAGGAUGUACGGUCAAGACGGAGGCGAAGCUGCUUCGCCAUUAUAUGGCGGUGCUGGAGGCUAUAGUGGAGGAGGAGGUGGUGGCGGAGGCGGCUAUGGGAGUUAUGGAGGGGAUAGUGGUUUUGGUGUACGUGGCGGCGGUGGACGUGGUGGUCACGGAGGCCGCGGUGGCGGCAGAGGAGGAGGUGGAGGAUAUGGUGGAAGUUCUCAAAAUCGAGGAGGUGGUGGAGGCUAUCAAGGAGGAGACCGUGGUGGAAGAGGCGGUGGUGGAAGAGGUGGUGGCCGUGGUGGAGGCGGCAGAGAUGGUGAUUGGCUUUGCCCGAACCCCAGCUGUGGGAACCUGAACUUUGCAAGAAGAGUUGAGUGUAACAAAUGCGGUGCACCCUCUCCUGCGGGUGCUGGUGAUCGUGGUAGUGGUGGUGGUGGUGGUGUUUAUAACAGAGGAGGUAGUGGUGGAGGAUAUGGUGGUAAUCGUGGAGGUAGAGGAGAUGGGAGUAGAGGUGGUUAUGAUAGCGGGAGAAAUAACAACUAUGAUGAAGGUAGAGGUGGAAAUUAUGAUAAUAGAAGUGGUGGUAGCAGAGGUGGUUCUUAUGGUGGUAAUCAAGGGGGAGAAGAUGGUGGAUAUGGUCAAGUUCCUCCCCCAGCUCCCCAUUCCUAUGGUAGUACUGCUGCUGGAAACUAUCCACCUGCUCCUAAUGCAUAUGGUGGGAAUGCAAAUUAUGGAAUGGAUGCAGUUCCUCCACCUACAAGCUAUGCUGGUGGACCUACUUCAUUCCCUCCAUCUUAUGGUGGCCCUGCAGGUGUUUAUGGUGGUGAGGGUUUGAAUAAUAUAAGGACUGGUGGUCGGGGUGGACCUCCCGGUGGAUAUGAUGGUGGGUUUGGGUCUGGUGGUCCUCGACAUCAGGGAGGUGGUUAUGGUGGUCCUCCUGUUGAUGCAUCAGUUAAGAUCAAGCAGUGCGACGGCAACUGUGGAGAUUCUUGUGACAACUCAAGAAUAUACAUGUCAAAUUUGCCACCUGAUGUUACUACCGAAGAAUUAAGAGAGCUUUUUGGUGGCAUUGGACAAGUUGGAAGAGUUAAGCAGAAGCGUGGCUAUAAAGAUCAGUGGCCAUGGAAUAUUAAAAUAUACACAGAUGAGAAAGGAAACCAGAAAGGCGAUGCAGUUUUGUCUUAUGAAGAUCCUCAGGCUGCUCACUCUGCUGGCGGUUUCUUUAAUAAUCAUGUCAUGAGAGGCUUUACAAUCAGCGUGGCUAUGGCAGAGAAGACUGCACCUAAAGUAUAUGAUCAUGGAGGUGGUAAAGGUGGCUAUGGAGGUGGUGGGGACAGGCGCAGGGAUAAUUAUAGAGAUGGAGGUACUGGGCCAGAUAGGCAUCACUCUGGCGGAAACCGUUCACGCCCAUACUGAGAGACUUUCAGCUUCUGAGUAUUCUGUGUACUGAGAAUUAUGAUCUAAGGGUUGUAGUUGUGUCCCAUUCAUGGGUUUUUCUUGAACAGGAGACUAAGAGGUAGGUUGUUCACUUGUUUGGGCAAUACCCCUUUUUCUCCUUCCUCCUUUGUCUUCUGUUAGCUGGAGGGGCUUUUUAUUCUAGGCGUCAGAUUGAUUGGGUUUAUGUGAAUCUUUUUAUAGAGGCAAGUGGAUUAACCCCAAAUUGCUUGCUGCUAAGGUAGGUUGAUAAUGUCAGGUGAGUGCUGCUCUUUCAGAUUUACCCUUU
Messenger RNA from Durio zibethinus, 1952 nucleotides. RefSeq names its product transcription initiation factor TFIID subunit 15b-like. The record is from RefSeq and is a predicted model, not a curated record. NCBI's taxonomy places the organism in Eukaryota, Viridiplantae, Streptophyta, Magnoliopsida, Malvales, Malvaceae. Gene Ontology annotation, molecular function: RNA binding.